AUGUGGAGUAAUGUUGUGGGAGGUGGGGGUGGCUGCGCAAUGGGGAGGCGGCGGCGAAACGGCGUGCGCAGGCGACAGGACGCGCGGCCGCCGCCGCCGGCGAGCUCGUAUCGAGCGAACGGGCGGCGCAACGUCCUCGGCGGGCGGCACGCGAGCGCGCGCUCAGUCCGCGCCCGGCCUCGCUGCGGCAAUGACCGACCGAAGUACGUUGUCGCCGCCGCUAUGACGACCCACCGCGUCGCGCUGCGCUGCGCGCUGCUCGGCCUGCUCGCGCUGGGCUGCGCGGCCGACAGCCACCGCAUCGACGAUGACGACGACUCGGCGCCCCGCGCCAACGUGAGCAAUAUCACCAUCUACACGCACAACCACGGCGGGCGUCGUGACGGUUCCUACCGACCGGCGUUGCCGCCGCCGCAUCCUCUCCCCGAGGACAAGCAGCGGCAGGAUGCCUACGGCCCGCGCGAUGAGGACGACUUGGCCGCCGGUAUCGACUACGAUCAGACAGGCGUCGAGGUGGACGGCGAAGGCGGCGAAGGGGCGCACAACAACAGCGAGCGGCCCGAGGCGCCCGCCCCGCUCUUCCCCGCAGAUCUUUUUACGAUGGAGCAGCGUCGGCAGGGUGCCGUCGUCCUGCACGUCCUAGGCGUGAUCUAUAUGUUUGUCGCGCUCGCCAUCGUCUGUGACGAAUUCUUCGUGCCUGCGCUGGACGUCAUCAUCGAGAAGCUGGACAUUGCCGACGACGUGGCGGGCGCCACAUUUAUGGCAGCCGGCGGCUCCGCGCCCGAGCUCUUCACGAGCGUAAUUGGCGUCUUCGUAUCGUUCGACGAUGUCGGCAUCGGCACCAUUGUCGGCUCGGCUGUCUUCAACAUUCUCUUCGUGAUCGGCAUGUGCGCGAUCUUCUCGAAAACUGUGCUCACGCUGACGUGGUGGCCGCUGUUCAGGGACUGUUUCUUCUACUCGGCCAGCCUCCUCACGCUGAUCUACUUCUUCAGAGACAACCACAUCUAUUGGUACGAGGCGCUGAUCCUCUUCCUCAUCUACAUCUCAUACGUGGGCUUCAUGAAGUGGAACCAGCCCACUGAGCGCUGGGUGAAAAAAAUCCUCUACAAGAAUCGCGUCACACGCGUGCGGAGUACCGAUCAACUGAUGCCCACGCACCAAGCCGCGGCGCAAGCUUUGCAUGGAACGGUGGCGACUUCGAGCGAGACGAGCGUCGGCACGCAGCCUGGCGGCAGCGUGACGUCGCGCACCGCCUCCGAAACGCCAGCGCCCGGCGCCGCAGGCCACCAUCAUACCGGCGCAAAGUUCCGCCACGGUCUCCUUCAGCUUAUGAUACACACCAUCGAUCCGCUGCAUGAUGAUACCGGUCCGAGCAAAGUGGACGAGAAAGCAACACAGUUGCACGCAAUCGCCUCGCUGAAGGUGUUGCUGGACGCGACGAAACCCCAAAACGGUGCCGCCACCAGCUCGGCGGCGAACCACGUGAGCGCCGCCUCUGCCGUCACCACCGCGCUGACCGCACAGCGUGAGACGAUGCUGGCACCGUCCAACAUACCGGACAUGCCUAACGGCAUUGCCAGCAAUUUGAACGAUGUCAAUUUAGAAGCGCUAUCCCCAACAAGCCUAGCGAAGCGGCGCAUGUCAUCGGUGCGCGCGCGUAAGUCCCUCACUCCUCAAGCCGUGGUGUGUCUGCAGGUGGGCGACGGACCCGAGGAGGACCCGCCCGAUCCGCUCGACAUGAGCUGGCCUUCCGGUGCGCGCAAGAGGAUCACCUACAUCCUGCUGGCACCCAUCGUCUUCCCGCUAUGGCUCACAUUACCUGAUACUCGCUCACCUAGAGGUAAGAAAUUCUUCCCGAUUACGUUUGUGGGAAGCAUCCUGUGGAUCGCCGCGUACUCGUACCUGAUGGUGUGGUGGGCGAAUAUGGUCGGCGACACUGUGAUGAUACCUCCGGAGGUGAUGGGGUUGACGUUCCUUGCGGCCGGAACCUCCAUUCCGGAUCUCAUCACGUCCGUCAUCGUCGCGAGAAAGGGCUUCGGUGACAUGGCCGUCUCCUCUUCCGUCGGGAGUAACAUUUUCGAUGUUACCGUCGGUUUACCAGUGCCUUGGUUGAUAUACGGCAUUGUCUACGGAAAGCCCGUUGAGGUGAACUCGGUGGGGAUGGUGUGUUCGAUCACCAUCCUGUUCAUGAUGCUGCUGUUCGUCAUCAUGUCGAUCGCCUGCUUCCGCUGGAAGAUGAACAGAGGGCUUGGUUUCACCAUGUUCCUGCUGUACUUCGUUUUCGUGGCCGUCUCAUUGAUGUUCGAGUACGAGAUCAUCGUCUGUCCCUUUUAAGUAGCGCAUAGGAUGCAAAAGAUCCUCAAGUGGCGUCAAACGCAAAAAAGGAUAUACAGUUAUCAAAAUACUAGCGAACCAACACCAUAUUACGAAAAGUGUUGACAGAAUGAAAAUCUACAACCAACCAGAAAAGCAAACAAAUAAAGUCAAUGAUUAUAUUGAAAUUGAUACAAUGAAAACCAAACAAAACGUGCAAAAUUUUAACUAUUUGGUAGAAUUUGGUUAGGAUAACAUAAAAUAAACUAGCGAAUGUAAUGCUUGAUGCAUUUUCGUAAGUCAUGCGAGUCUAAAUACAAAGGAAUUAAAACGUAACGAACAAUUUAGAAGAGAACAAAACGUGUGUGACGUGAUUGCACUUGUUAUUCGCAUUUUAUCACAAAUAUGGCAACGAUAAACCUAGUAUACAUAAAUAAUUUAACGUUUUAGAAGAUGACAAUUCACUACAGCCAACAUCUUGACAAAUUAACUAAUGAAACAAAAAAUAAUGAGAUAUAUGAUUUUGAAACCAAUGGCAAUAUUAGACAAAUUGCAGAAAGAAAAAACUUCACGCACAAAAAUCGAAUGAACAAAAAACUUACGAAUAUAACUGGACGAUUACUUAAACAAACAAAGAAACAAAAUAAACGCAAGGCGAUUGUGUUAUACAUGACGGUGUGAAUAACUUUAAAAUCCAAUGCAAUUGUAAACUAACGCGACUUUCGCAUCAAAAUAUAUAUCGACUUCCAAAAACACGCGCUAGAGUGGUUUUAGACAGAAAAACAUACUGUAGAAUCAUUGCGAAAUCAAAAACGAGAAACAACUUCAACAAAGGGAUGCUUAUUCUCAGCGAGAAUACCAACCAGGAACCCAAACAAACAAAAACAAGAUACAAGAUGAAAAGAAAAAUAUAUAGCAAUAAAAUUAUGAGCAUAGACUAAUUUUUACUAUAAUAAAAUUAAUAAUGUUGUUUAUUAAGGGUCAUAUAUAUUGAGAAAGAGAUUUACCCGAGAGGAGAUAUGACAAAAUAUAUAUUAAACAAAAAGCCCAAAAAAUAUUUGUAUUAACACCUCGAUGAAUACAGAAAUUAACAGUUUUAAAAACUGGUAUAGUAAAAACACACACAAAAAAACAUAAAUGAGAUGAUAAAUGAUAAACUAACAAAUAGUAUGAGUAUGAGUACUAACGAGUCCUUUUAAAUGUAGAUAUUAUACAUAAAUACAUAACUUAAUUAUAUACAUAUAUAAAUAUAUUAUAAUGAUAUGAUAUAUAUAUGUUUAAGUUGACAGCUGAUUUCAUAUGAUGCGAUAGACGUUUGGUUUUUUAUCACGAGAUGACUUUUUUCGAACUACACGAAAAGCGCAUGAAACUAGACAUUUUUAGAAUUAUAAUACUUAUACACAUAAUUAAGAUGAUGGAAAUUAUGUAGAGCAACACCAUACACACACACAAUAAAAACACAACACACAAUCACAUCCAAAAUAACAAGAAGAACACAUAACAAAAGCGCUGUUUUUAUAUCGAUGAAACAAUAUUGUUGUUCGUAGCGAUUAACGGAUUCACAAAUUUGUUUCGCAGCAAGCAGGGGUAAUAAUUAAAUGAACAAUUGUACAUUAUAUAAAAACUAAAAGCAAGCAAAAAAAUUUAAACUAAACGCAGAAUUAAUUGUACCUUAUAACGUGUUUAACGUUUACUAUUGGGUGUGUAGCAAACAGCAGCUGAAAUUUGUAGGCAUUCAAGUGACACAUUCUCACCACGCUAUUAAUAUAUUUCAAAGAAAUUUGUGCGUGAAUGUGAACGAAAACGAAGUGAUAAUGCAGUAGAACACACCAAACACACUCACACAUACACACGCAAAUAUUCAAAUAUUAAUAUAUAAAUAUAGAAACACACACAAAAAAAGAAGAAUUACAAACGUACAUAUGAGUGGAGAUAUGGAACAACUUCCCGAUUUUAAAUUUAUUAAUUAGCCGUGUUACACAUUAAUGACUUACGAUUACGAGGUAUGGUACACAGCGAGAUGCUUGUGCGUGUAAAAUAUUAUCAUCCGACUAAUGCAUUCAUACUAGCGACACCUGUAGGACAAUAGCGUACAUACCAAAGAAACGUUAUGAACAGGCUUUGAAAGUUGUACCAGUUACCAGUUUUGUUGAUUUCGAUUAUUUCGGUUUGUUUCACUUUGAGUUACAAGAGAACAAAACAUCGAACAUGUCAAAGCUUUACCUUUUUACCAUUUGGUCGUGUUACAGUUUUGCCAUUUUACCGUUGAAUCAUCAGUUGACAGGUUAUCAGGCCUAAUCAUUCUUCUAAGCGUACGCGUAUACUAAACAUUAACUUUAAACUUAACUUGACGACAUAGAUACAUACACAGGGUGUUUCGGGUUUGAACAAUACACUUACACACAUACAAAACACUCACUUUCUGUAAGUGCCUAUUCGUUGUGUUUCUCUUCUAUCUAUCAAAUCUAACAUUACUCAGACACCAUGUUCCAUAUGUGAUAAAUUGUUUCAAUGAUUUCUUUUCCAUCCCUCUCCUCGAGUACCUGCUUUUGAAUUGAAUGCAAACAAAGUGAAAUGGACACAUAUAGUACAAAAAUAAGCAGCCAAUCAAUCUUGUUACAUUAUAAAUAUUAAAUCAAAACAUAACCUAACCAAAUUUUGUGACUAAAUUGUUGUUUAUUGAUUGAUUUCGAACGAUUACUCAUCAUUCUCACGAAAGAAAUUAAAAAUUACGACAAAAACAAACAAAAAGCUAUUAGAGAGUUAUUCAUAGGUAAUCUUGCACCUAAAUCACAUUACCUAUUGUAAUCAGAGUAAAUCUAACCUAAAAAUCUUUGAUGUCGUUUGCAAAACUAUAGAAACAAGAAUAUAUAUAAAGAUUAAUGACGAGGUGGUGUAAACAAGAGGGAUAUUCUCUAUAAAAAUGCAAGCGAUGCCAUAACCCAAGCGAGCAAAUGAGAUGAUUAGAUAAAAAGCGAAUAUUAAAACUAUAUUCACCAAAGACGCACUUCCAAAUCGAUGUUUUUCUAUACUUAAAACUUAAAUGAAACUACUACAAAUUAUAAAUUAAAUCGCCGAUGCUAGAUCGGCGGUCGAUGAUGAACAUAAAAAAUAAGAUGAUGAAGAAAAAAAAAACACGUAGCUAUUCAUAUACUUAAAUUUAAAUGAAUAAAUAUUAAAACUAUCGAUAAGUAAUAUUUGCGAGUACGUGAUGCGGCAUAUAUAACACACAUUCAACACUAAUACUCAACUUGGCGAACGACAGGUUGACGCAUUAAACAUUAAUUAAACUAUAAAUGAUGAAAACGAGUCCAGUAGUUUUAGGGCAUAUCAAUUAUUGUAUUAUGAAGCGGGUUUUAAAUUUUAGACACAAACACACUCUAACACACACGCCAUUUCAAUCGAGUGAUAGGUAGCAUACAUUACUAGUCUUGUGUCUCUGUCAGUUUUAUCAAACUUAUUAUUCGCAUCACAUAAACGUAAACAUUUCGUGCGGGUAUGAUAAUUAUUAUGACCAACAUGGUGCUGACAUCUGUUGUCAAAAUAUACAAAUCAUACCGGCUUACCUGCUAUUAUUCCACAAUAAUAAACAAGUUAUAAAAACUAAAAAUUAAAGUGAGUAAAUAAAUAACACACACGAAUGAUAAACAGAUGAGCAACUUUGAGAUUUGAGAUUUUACGGUUUGUUAAUGAAGUUUCCAAAAAAAAAAAAACAACAACUCUACUUACCUAUAUUGACUACAUACUUAAAUCUUGUUCUCUAUUGUCAAGACUUCUAUCUAUCAAUAUACUUAUCUAUACUUAUCAGCCAAUUGAAAAUUAAUCUGAACUAAACUAAUGAUUGUUGACAAUGAACGCAAAACUAAACAUACAAUUAUGUUAAUUUUAUCUAUUUGUUUUGAAUCUUAUCCUGCGCGUGCGCGAAGCCUCUCUGUGUAUGUAUUCACUUCAUUUCGUGUUCAGAAAUCUAAAACAACGCUAGAAAUAAAAUCUAACCUUAAAUUGGACAAGGACUUAACCAAACUUCAAACUGUAAUAUAAUUGUAGAUAUAUACUUACAGUCUUACAAACAGACAAAGCUAUCGAUUUCAUUUCAUUGACUUUAGCCCAUGACGCAAGGAAUAUUAAAGUUUUUGUCUUCAGUUUAAGUUUGGUUUGUAUGACGAUGUUGAUCGUUUUGCGUUCCACACAUUUUGACUUAACAUAUCUGAUUGUUGUUAUAAUAUUGUUGUAUAAUGUUGAGAGAGAGAAACGGGCGAAACGCGGGUCUCAUUGUAAAAAUUUCGUUGUCAUUUAAUGGACGUUUGGCAUUAUGUACAAACGCAUUGUAAUUUUAUAGGAAGGGCAUAACUAGUGUAUAUUUAAUUAAGAUAUAAUUGCUAGCGGCGUGCGAAAAUUUGAGAGAUUUGCCGACUUUCCACACCAUCACGCUCGCGAUCCAGUUAGGUUGUUUGAGUUUCGCUGAAUGUACAGAUAAAUAAAGUUUAAGUUUUUGUAUGUAUGUCGUUCCGCGCGCGUUGUAAUGUUAUAUGAAGCAUACGUUUGAUUGUACUUUUGCGCAUCAUAGGCAUAUACCACCACCAGCAAAACAAAAUGAAGAAAAAUGAUAUGAGCAACCAACAUGAUGAAAAAUAUUAAGUAAAAAUUAAUCAAUUAAAUUAUAUAACAUUAAAAUAAACAUUAAAUUUUAACAAGAUACAGAGAAUAUUAAGAUUGUUAAUGGUGUAUAUCUAGUAGAUUGUUAUUGCUAGAAUGAAAAACAAAUUUUUAUUAUUAUAGGAAUGUAAUGAUAUUAUUAUUGAAACCAUUACCAUGGUAUGUUACUUUUUUGCCGACAAUAUAUGACAUGUAUAAUAUUAAAA
This is a messenger RNA of Dalotia coriaria, 7175 nucleotides long. RefSeq names its product sodium/potassium/calcium exchanger Nckx30C. NCBI's taxonomy places the organism in Eukaryota, Metazoa, Arthropoda, Insecta, Coleoptera, Staphylinidae. The record is from RefSeq and is a predicted model, not a curated record. The transcript is spliced from 9 exons. Gene Ontology annotation, biological process: intracellular calcium ion homeostasis; calcium ion transmembrane transport. Gene Ontology annotation, molecular function: calcium, potassium:sodium antiporter activity; calcium channel activity. Bases 1 to 2334 code for a protein of 777 amino acids. Gene Ontology annotation, cellular component: plasma membrane.